Molecule: messenger RNA, 2498 nt
Organism: Penaeus vannamei (Pacific white shrimp)
Lineage: Eukaryota; Metazoa; Arthropoda; Malacostraca; Decapoda; Penaeidae
Gene: mbo
Product: Nuclear pore complex protein Nup88
Biological process (GO): protein import into nucleus; mRNA export from nucleus; ribosomal small subunit export from nucleus
Cellular component (GO): nuclear pore
Molecular function (GO): structural constituent of nuclear pore; protein binding
Source: RefSeq, a predicted model, not a curated record
GAAAGCAUUCGGACGAAACCCCGAACAGCUCAUGUCAACAACGAUGGCUGGUUCAAUGUACACAGGCGGCGAAAAUCUCACUUUGACCAAAGUCCUGAGUGAGAAAUAUAAGGAGAGAUCCUUCAAAAGGACUAUUCGACACGGCCUUCUUGAUGUUGUUGAUGACAUAAUAAUAGCCUGGAGUAAAGAAGACGGCUGUUUGCUAACUCAAGUGACCAAUCCUCCAGACUCCAAAGUUCAGAUUUUAGCAGUAUCCAAGCCACCAGUAUGGGAUGUGGAACGUAUCAAAAUGAAUCGCAGUGGGAGCUGUGUUGCUCUUAUAGGCAGAAGAGGUGUGGCUGUGGUAGAGCUACCUCAGCGGAGUGGCGAUCCUGCACUAUAUGACAAAGGGAAAGAUACUGUUACUUGCAGGGUUGAGUACAUAGCAGAACGAUUUUUUUCAUGUCACCCUAAAUUAGAGGUGAUGACAGCUGCUUGGCACCCAGGAUCUAUUGAUGAUAAUCACAUAGUGAUUUUAGCUUCUGACAAUUACCUACGCAUCUACAAUCUGUCAAGCCAUGAGAUACCAGAACAAGCAAUAUCUGUGGGUUCAAGUGGUUCUGGAGUUGUAAAUGCAUCAACACUUGGAGAAAAUGCAAUUGCAUUUAACUUUGGUCUUCCCAGCGAACCUGUAAAACAUGUUCCAGGAAAUGCGGUCUCAAAUGGUGUAACAAGUCCUAUUAUUGAUCCAGAAGAUGAGAUGAAGCAAAAAUGCCUUGAAUUGAAAUGGCCUAUUUUCAUCCUGCAUGGUAAUGGUGAGAUAUAUCUUACUAUUACAACAUUCAGUACCAGAAGAUCUGCUCCACACGUAGUUUAUGGACCGCUCAGUAUGACACCUGCUUGCGACACAAAUUAUGGAGUUGACACAUGUGACCUUCUAGUGUUGCAGUCAUCUCCACCUGUUGUUGUCAUUGCCACAUCAACAGGGCAAUUGCAUCAUUGCAUUGUUAUUGAUAAUAAACUUGAAAAGAACUGUAAUGAAACACUUGCAAAUGGAUUCUGGACCAAUGAAAUGGCACCUGUAAGGUUGCAUGUUUAUGAAACAGUAGAGCUUGAGAUGUCACUUCUGUCUACAGAUGAGGGAUUCUCAACGCCUCUCCUGUUGCAUGCAGAUCCUACCACACCCACAAGAUAUUGGGUGAGUCAUGAAGCUGGAGUACAUGGUGUGAUUUUCUCGGUUGUAGAUUAUCUGCAGUACAAUGACCAACCAGAUGAUGCAGCAUUUUCUGACAGUGAGUCGCAGAGUGUUGUGGAUCAUGUCAUCUGCACGAGAUCCCUUGCCCCUGCUGCUCCCAUGCCAGUUGUAGGCUUAGUGGCUAACACUACACAUUCUCUAUAUGUGCUUCUAGCAUCUGGGAAACUCAUUCAAAUAAGUGUUCCAUCUGCCUUUGUUCCAAAUAUAACAGAGCCAUGUAAUGGUGAUGUGGACCUGUCGGUAUCACCUCUGAGGAAGAUUCAUGUGCAACCAUUUGAAGACCAUAUUCGUAGUACUUUGCACAGAGUAUCUUCACAGCCACUUUUGACAUCAGGAUCUGUGUCAAAGGUCACUCCAAAUGAAUAUAUGAAUCUUCUCAACCGGGUGAUAGAAACCUUAAGAACCAAUUACCUUCAGCCACAACUGACAGCUAAAGAAGACAUACAAAGAAGAUCUGACAUUCUAAGUGAACAAAAGCAACGACUUCAAUCUGAGAUUUCAAACCUACUGUCAAGGAAAAGACAGCUAACUGAAAAAGCUCAUGAAUUGGCCGAGAAGUAUGAAGAGGCAAAUGACAGACAGACCCAAUUGGUUCAGAGGCUAGAGAAAGUGCUGAAUCAAGUAAGUCGAGGGCUGCCUGUGUUAUCAGCUGGAGAGAAGAAUAUGCUGCAGGAGCUGGAGGCUAUGCAGAAGCACACCAUUAUUUUUACUAACCAGCUGAGUGAAAUACAAGCCAAGGAUAAAUGGCAGACAAGUCAGAUGGAGAAACUACAGAGUACUGAGGCUGUUAAAGCCCAUGCAUCUCCCACUGUUUCAGAAAGUCAGUUGAAAGCUCUGAAACAGGCUCUCAGCAAAGAGAGUGAGAAACUGUCUACUUUGCUGCAGAGAGUCAAUCAAGUGAAGCGUGAUUUACAGUUAUGAUAAGACAAAUUUAUUAGUUAUUUUUAUCAAAUGUGUAAAGUUCAAAAUUAUUAUAACCCUUAAGAGCUUUGUGUAAAUAAUUUCCAAGAUUAUAGCUCCAGUGUCGACAGUUAAGCAUCAGUGUCAAGACCUUUGUAAAAGUUUAUAUAUAUCACUAUAUUGUGUUUGGGCUUUGCUGCUGAGUCAGUCUUUCCCAGAAAAGGAAUGUGAGUGUUUUAUAUUACAGGAAAUGCUUGUGUUUUCCUUUGUUGAAAUGGUUUUACAUAGUUUUCCUGUGUGUGAAAUGUAAGCAUCACACUGUUCUUUGAUUUACAUUAAACUCUUUUUUUAUAUCAUGUUGUUU